Oenanthe melanoleuca is the source of this 1690-nucleotide messenger RNA. RefSeq lists its product as uncharacterized. The transcript has 9 exons. The record is from RefSeq and is a predicted model, not a curated record. Gene Ontology annotation, cellular component: cytoplasm. Bases 252 to 1673 code for a protein of 473 amino acids. Lineage: Eukaryota; Metazoa; Chordata; Aves; Passeriformes; Muscicapidae.
GUUGGUGAUGUGUGGUGAUAUAAGAGCCGGCGGUGACACGGCCAUGGCACAGUGCUCGGAGCACGCGACGGGACAGGACGGGACAGAGCGGUGCCGUGAGGAGCCCCCGCACAGCGCACUCCUUCCUGUCUGACCCGGAGCUUUUCUGAGUUACUCCUACAGCUGACUUCGCAGCCAGACUGCAGGACUGUUUGCCACACAGCUUUCCCAAGGCAUCUCUGUUCAAGGUGCACUCAAGGCCAGACUCUGCCAUGGCGGGCAGAUGUCUCAACCUCUCUAAAGUGUUCAGCAGAAAAAGAAGGAGAGGAUCGAGAGUGGACCCAGCUCAAGAGCCUGAAGAGCCGGAGCAGUUCCAGCCAGUGCAGGAUGGUGCAGCCAUGGACCGCACACAAGAGCAGGACCCCACCCGUGGCCGCUUCCGCAGAGCACUGAAGAUGUUCUGGAAGUUGGUGCCCCUUCGACGUAGAAAGGCCAGGAGCGGAACAGAGGGCACAGCUGAGCCUGACUCCAGGCUGACCGAGCUCCAGGCAGAGCCUGAUGUCAGCCCAGAUUUGCCUGAGUCUUUGAGGCCAGCACAGCGCAGCAGGAAUGGAAGCAGUUCUCGAGGGAAGCUUGGACAGCCCUCCAAGUAUUCGCCAUGCCUCCCCCAGGUGCCAGCCAUGGUGAAAAGCAUUCACCAGAGAGUGACAUCCCAGGGCACUUUAGAUGCCAGGCUGCGCACUGACAUUCUGAGGCUGGCUGGAGAACACCCUGCUGACGUGGUGCUGACCCUCCUGCGCUGUGCCCCAGCGUGUGACAGAGCUGCUGCAAUGAUUUGGAGAGCCAUAGGCACAUCGGGACCAACAGUGGAGAAGGUGCUGCCAACUCUGCUCUGUGUGAUGGAGGACUGGCCUCUGCACAGCAUGUUCACCUCGGAUGGGGAUGACACCGAUGUUUUUGUACUGGCUGCAACUCUGGUGCUCUGGGUGAUGGUCCAGCUGCCAAAGGGCCAGAAGGCCAUGAGGAUGCAUGCUUCCGAACCUUUAUUUACGGCUCUGCUCAUGCAAGAUUUCAUCACCUCACAGCCGAUGCCAAAGGAAGUUGAUAAAUUCUGGAGAGGGUGCCAGGAGCAACACCGCCUUCCCAGCAAGCCCAACAGGUUAGCAGUGCAGACCAUGAAGGCUCUGCUGACAACCAGCACUAAGCCGUGGGACGGCUGGCCAGCUGGCAGAGGACAGGAGCCGAGCGGCCGAGCACCUGCGCCAGGCCCUGCGGUACCUGCGGAGCCCACAGGAGCCCCUGCGAGAGGCGGCCGUCAGGUUUAUCGGGAUGGCCGGGCGGAGCUUGAGGGAGGAGAAGGAAGAGCUGCAGGUGCUCAGAGAGGCCCUGAGGAAGACAACAGCCUUUCCCAUAUAAGCACAGUAGCUCAACUUGUAUUCAACCAAAUUGCUGCAGAACUACGUUCACCUGAUGGCCCAGACAAAGCUGUGUCCCUUCAAGACCUCCUGGUGCCACGGAAGAGGAAACCACCUGGAGACCAGAGACCAGCUGGAGCUCCAGGCAGAGCUGAUGAUUGUCACAGCUCUUGUGGCUUCAGCCCCCUCCCUGCCUGCUCUCUCCCUCCAGUAUUCAGACCCUGCCCAUCCCCUUUUUUCCUCCCCAGCUCAUCCCUUUGCUUUGCUUCACAUCAAUAAACAGUUUGGCUUCUUCA